AUGUAUGACAGCGUGGUUGGGGUGAGCCACUUCACACUGGAUCCAAACACAGCAAACAGAAGCCUCCAUCUCUCUGAGGGGAACAGGAGGGUGGAGAUGAGAGAUGAGUACCAGUCAUAUCCUAAUCAUCCAGACAGAUUUGAUAUCUGGGAUCAGGUGCUGUGUAGAGAGGGUGUGACUGGACGCUGCUACUGGGAGGUUAAGUGGAGUGGGAAGUGUGUUUAUAUAGCAGUCUCAUAUAAAAGCCUCAGCAGGAAAGGAAGUCAUGAUUGGUUUGGACAGAAUGAUCAGUCCUGGAGUAUGGACCUCUCCAACAGCAGCUACUAUUUCUGGCACAAUUCUAAAAAUACUGCAGUUCCUCUAGUGGCCAGCUCCAGAAUAGGAGUGUAUGUGGAUCACAGGGCAGGAACUCUGGCCUUCUACAGCAUCUCUGACACAAUGACCCUCCUGCACAGAGUCCAGACCACAUUCACUCACACACUCUACCCUGGGUUUUGGCUUGAUGGCUCUAGAUCAUCAGUGAAGCUGCUGUGAAUGACAUGUCUAGAUGCUGUUAGCACAUACAUCUCACACAUCACAUAAUUUAACACAUCACUCACACGUAAGGAUCAGCUGGGUCUGAGAAUCUUUGAUCUUGGGGACAACAACAGACUGACCCCAUCUCUGGACCCCAGCUAUUACAAUAUCUGUACCUCUUGACCUCUGCUGUAACAAAUGCAGUAUCACCACAGCAGAAAUAAGCCAUUGUGUGUGAAAGGUUUUGAUGAGCUUUGUGUUGCAUGACCUCACUCUCCCAAGUGUUUAUUAUAAGUGUCCCUCUGUUAUUGCAUACAGGUUCUGAUACCUGGUUCUAUAUGGCUACUACAAUAUUAUGUACCAUGGCAGUAAAUCUUAAUGAGACUAUUCAUCCAACAAUUGACCCCCAAUGAAAUGUGUUCCUCUGUGUUUUUAUCAAUACCAUUCUAAUGAGACCAGUAUGUUUUAAAAUGUUUUUGGUGCAAAAUGGUGAAUAAACAGUUAUAGACUGGCAUUCGAUGUGCCUUAAUGCAC
Messenger RNA from Clupea harengus (Atlantic herring), 1050 nucleotides. Its product is annotated as stonustoxin subunit beta-like. Bases 1 to 534 code for a protein of 177 amino acids. The record is from RefSeq and is a predicted model, not a curated record. The transcript has 2 exons. NCBI's taxonomy places the organism in Eukaryota, Metazoa, Chordata, Actinopteri, Clupeiformes, Clupeidae.